AUGACAGUUUACAAAUGCCAUGGCAACGACCCGGAAGUUACUGCCUCUUUCCCUGACGACAAAUUUUGGCAUCCCACCAACAGCCUGACCCUAAGCGCUAUCUCGGAGCAGUAUGAAGAAGAGGCGAGAACGAACCCCGGACCGACCAAAGCCCGUGCGCCGCUGCAUCCGGCGUCCAGCACCUACGUCCCGCGUCCAGCACCUACGUCCCGCGUCCAGCACCUACGUCCCGCCGCCGUCGCCGCAGCCACCAUACCCAAGAGAAAGGCUGAAGGAGAUGCUAAAGGAGAUGAACCCAAGGUGAAGGACGAACCACAGAGAAGAUCCGCGAGGUUGUCUCCUAAACCUGCUCCUCCAAAGCCAGAGCCCAGGCCUAAAAAGGCCUCUGCAAAGAAGGGAGAGAAGGUACCCAAAGGGAAAAAGGAAAAAGCUGAUGCUGGCAAGGAGGGGAAUAACCCUGCAGAAAAUGGAGAUGCCAAAACAGACCAGGCACAGAAAGAUGAAGGUGCUGGAGAUGCCAAGUGAAGUGUAUGCAUUUUUGAUAACUGUGUACUUCUGGUGACUGUACAGUUUGAAAUACUA
Molecule: messenger RNA, 582 nt
Organism: Pongo pygmaeus (Bornean orangutan)
Lineage: Eukaryota; Metazoa; Chordata; Mammalia; Primates; Hominidae
Product: non-histone chromosomal protein HMG-17-like
Exons: 3
Coding region: 1-525 (174 amino acids)
Biological process (GO): chromatin organization
Cellular component (GO): nucleus; chromatin
Molecular function (GO): nucleosomal DNA binding
Source: RefSeq, a predicted model, not a curated record